Messenger RNA from Mytilinidion resinicola, 1374 nucleotides. RefSeq lists its product as uncharacterized. The record is from RefSeq and is a predicted model, not a curated record. Bases 1 to 1374 code for a protein of 457 amino acids. The transcript has 2 exons. Lineage: Eukaryota; Fungi; Ascomycota; Dothideomycetes; Mytilinidiales; Mytilinidiaceae. Gene Ontology annotation, molecular function: protein-folding chaperone binding.
AUGGAGGCAUGGGCGCAAUCUGAGCAUCAUAGAACUACAAUUCGUGCAAAUGCUUUCAUAGCUGCUGUCUUUGAAAACCUCGUUGGUCUGCAUUUCAGCACGAUCUCGAGACCCGGGCCGGUGCUUCAGCCUCCGACUCGAUAUUGCCUUAGGCACACUUGCGGCACAACUCGAAAGUCACUGUCAUCUAGUUUCCCAUCUCUGGGAACACGUCAUACAUUUGCCCUGGCUGCCUUCUUCUCCGACCUCGCCAACGACGCCACACCCCUCAAACUCGCGGUCGCUGUCGUUCUCACCUGCGCCUGGGUGUUCAUGGCCUGGUCUUCCCGCUUCGGCAACUGGGGCGGGCGGUUUAGUCCCUUUGGCCGUUCCGGCUCGGCCUCAAACUCGAAUACAGAAGUCUCCGAUGCUGACUUUAGCUACAUAACAUCGGAAGACCUAGCCUCGCAUUCUGGCCACCAUAGUCGGCACCCAUCUCGCACUGCCGAGCCGGAAAUCGUUGAAUGGGAUGACAAGAACCCAGAUCGAGCCACCGACGUCCUCUUGCUGAAGCAUAGGCGAGUCAGCUACCCUACUCAUUUCCCGGCACGUAGUAUUGGAAAUGGGGACUUGAAGAUAGGGACGGUCCGCUCAGCAGCAGCGAAGAAGCUUGGUGUUGCGGAUCCUGCGCGCGUACGGCUGUUCUAUCGUGGCAGGAACAUGAAAUACGACGAUCGGCCUGCGAGAGAAGAAGGACUGAGAGGCGAUGGACAAGGUUCUGAGAUCCUGUGCGUUGUCGGAGAGGUUGGACAGGGAGCAAUGGCGCCUGGAGCUGAAGAUGUGGAUGGGCCACGAGCGUGGAGUGUGGGUAGCGAUGAGGAGGAUACGGAGGAUGCGUCCGAGGACAUGAGCCAGGCUGGGAAUGACGGAAAGAAGAAGCGGAGAAACAGGGGAGGCAAGAAGAAGAAGGGACGAAAGUCCAACAACGCUGCGCCGGCUAGGUCGUCCAACCCGGACUUCCCCAGUCACACCCCCGCAAGAGCCGAAUUUCUCCCUAUACCCUCCUCCAUCCCGGCACCGCGUCCUACAUCUGCGCCCCCAGCCCCAGCGGCUACCAACGGCCCACAAACCGCACUCCAGAAGCUGGACACGAUUGCAAGCAACUUCCACACCACAAUUGUGCCAUUAUGCGUCUCCUUCUCAGCCAAUCCCCCAUCGGAGAAAAAGGAGCGCGAUUUCGAGCACAAGAAACUCACUGAGACCAUUCUGGCGCAAGUCCUAAUCAAGCUGGACUCAGUGGAGACUGGAGGAGAUGAGGAGGCGCGAGGGAGGAGGAAGGCUCUGGUGAAGGAAGCACAAGCGUUGAUGAGUCGGUUGGACGAGGUCGUAAGAUGA